Leptosia nina is the source of this 2883-nucleotide messenger RNA. NCBI's taxonomy places the organism in Eukaryota, Metazoa, Arthropoda, Insecta, Lepidoptera, Pieridae. The record is from the annotation of a GenBank genome assembly.
AUGGCAGCAGUAUUAAAGAAACGAGUUUUAUCCGAGUACAAUAAAUCAUUUCAGGAUGGCCCUCCUGGUAAAAAGCUACAUUUGGCUAAAAAACCCUUAAUUGGUAGUUCAGCUGCUGCUUUUGUUGGCCUCUUAGAGAAGUGCAAGUCAAGCGAUGAGGCGUUACAGUUGUUGCUCCGGAUUUCGGAUUGCCUUCAAUUCCAAGAGUCAGAUGUCGAAGAGGCAAUUAAGAAGCUCUCAGAACACUUUCAAUCUGAAGAAGAGUCAGUUGUUCGGGUCAAAAUUUUGUGGCUCUUUUGUGACAUUGGCUUGGAAUGUCCUGGAGCUAAUCUUAACCAUUUAAUUGAUGAAACUAUUCGUUUGAUUAAGAAUGAAACUUCCCACAAGGUCAUUGCUCAAGGUGUCGCUACUCUUCUCAAACUUGGUGUAAAGCUAUCUGAUGAUAAAAUAUUAAUGCAAAGGCUUGUGGGUGUUGCCAGAGAUAAUCUCAAAGAUACAAGUCAUCAAGUAAAAUGCCGGUGCUUGCAAUUGAUAAGUGAACUGUAUCCCAUCUGUCCGGAAUCAGAUAGGACCACUGAAAUUGUAGCUGAGGCUGAUAUCAUUGUGAAAUUGCUUGGUGACUAUAGUAAUGCUGAGGAUGCUAGAGUGAGAUGUGAAGCUUUCCAAUCGUUACUAACGUUACAUGGACGUGGGUUAACUUUAAAUGCUGAUAUCUAUGAACAUGUAUGUGCAUCUCUCUCCGAUGACUAUGAAAUAGUUAGGGAUGUUGCUUUGAGGCUUAUUUGGUUGCUAGGCAACAAGUAUCCAGAAAACACAGUCACGCUACAAGAUGGCGAGACCACAUUGCGGCUCGUGGACGACGCCUUCAUCAGGAUUUGCUCAGCCGUCAACGACCUCUGCAUGCAGGUGCGAGCUCUGGCUUGUUCGCUGCUGGGAACCACGCGCGGUGUCUCCGACCGCUUCCUCUUGCAGACCUUGGACAAGCAACUCAUGAGCAACAUGAAGAAAAAGAAAACUGCGCACGAACGGGGGGCGGAGCUUGUAAGGUCGGGCGCAUGGGCUAGUGGCAGAAGGUGGGCGGACGACGCUCCUGGGCAGUUGUUGGAGCAAUCCACUGUGCAGUUGCUGCCUGGUGGUGCAGCAGGAGCAUUCGUACAUGGCUUGGAGGAUGAGUUUAUGGAGGUCCGAACAGCUGCAGUGGAGGCGGUCUGCGAGUUGUCUAUGGAGAAUCCGACAUUUGCGACUACAUCACUAGACUUCCUCGUCGACAUGUUCAACGACGAGAUCGAAGACGUGCGUCUGCGAGCCAUCGACAGUUUGACCAAAAUAUCCCACCACAUAGUGCUGAGGGAGGACCAGCUAGAAACCAUACUUGGAGCCUUGGAGGAUUACUCAAUGGAUGUCAGAGAGGGUCUGCACCGAAUGUUGGGAUCGUGUACAGUCGCGUCGAAAACUUGCCUAGAAAUGUGCAUAGACAAAAUACUUGAGAAUCUCAAAAGGUAUCCGCAGGACAAACGCUCAACGUUCCGCUGUGUACAACGCAUGGGAAGCAAACAUGCGACCCUCGUGUUACCACUAACCACCAGGUUGCUCGGAGUCCAUCCGUUCUUCGACAUGCCAGAACCGGAUGUCGAAGAUCCAAGUUAUAUGUGCGUUCUGAUCCUGGUGCUGAACGCGGCGCAGCACUGUACGACGAUGUUGCCUCUUUUCGAAGAACACACUGUGAAACAUUACACGUACUUGCGCGACACUAUGCCGCACCUCGUACCGCCUCUUCCAAUAGGUGAAAAUCAAUUUUCACGUAACGAGAAAAGCGAGGCAGCGAUGGAUGACAGUGCGGUGAGGCGCUUCUUCGAGUCUGUCCUGCAGCACAUUGACAACGUGACGCUGUCCACAAACGUGCGGAUAAAGAUGCUGCAAUCGGCAGAGGAGCAGCUGAAUAAAUUGUCAGAGAUGGAGCCACUAGUGUCGGGCGCUGCGAAUUUCACAGCUCUCUUCGCUCGUUGUGUGCUUGCGCUACACACAGCACUGAACAAUCCGGCCGGUCCACCUGCGCAUGCGCUUCAGAACCUCGCGAUGGACUGUCUUAGAUUGCAACAUCAAUUCAGUGGUGUGACUGAACAAGAGAGCGCCUGUGUUUGGCAACUAGCGUUGCGAGUGUGUGCGGCCCGCCUUAUAGCCGCUGUCGAGAACGCAGCGGUCGGGGCGGGGGCUGGAGCGGGAGCCGUAUUGGGUGCAGCACCUGGUGCCGCUGCUUUGUCCGCUGCAGCUGCUCUCACGCAUCAUGCAGAACUUUUGGAUCGGCUACUUGCUUCAGCUAGCAUGGAGCCAGAUCCGUUCACCAUCGCUGUGUUCCAGCAGUUGUCGGCGAGUGGCGAACACAAACCUGGCAUCCUGGCUCGCUCUUUGCAUCCUCUCUUACUGGCUGCGCCGAUACCAUCUGUGCCUAGGCCUAAUCUCAAGAUAAGAAUGUGUUCGGCAACAAUAAUAGAGCCAGCCAACGACAACGACACCGUUCUACGUUUUUGCGCGGGCCUGAUCACUGGUGUGUCGUUCGAAGCGGAAGUACUGCGGGUGCGUGAACCGAGCGCGCUGCGCAUACGCGUCGCUUAUCCGGAUCGACGUGUGCACGCUCUGCUACCACCGCGCGACCAUUUGCGUCCAUUAGACCAUCAUAAUACUAAUGACGAUGGCACAGAGAACGUGCGUUUGUUGACAAAGGUGUUAAUCUCUCACGGAGUGUGGACAGAACCGUGCGGUGUGGACAUAUCAGUGUGUCUUGCUGUUGAAGAUGGUGGUGGACGUGAAGCUGCUUCCUUGGUGGAGUUGUGCCGCCCUGUUCGAGUUACCGUCGCACCUAAACCCAUUAAACGAGGCAUUUAG